AAAAACAUCUAGCCUGACGACGAUCAGAUAGCCAGAGAGGAGCCAAACGAGGAAGUCGGGAGGAGGGACCAGUGCAGUGGCGUGGUGUGUGUAUGUGUGUAUGUGUAUGUGUGUGUGUGGAGCAAAGAGUCUCCACUGGAUUCUCCGGACGCCUCCAGCGCUGUGAAAUCGGAGGAUCUCUUCAGUUCUGCUUUGUGUCCAAAGAAGCGAUGCGCGCAAACGGACGCACGUCUCCAACGCUGCCGCGCGUCUGCUGAGAAACGACCAGCUGUUUUUUGUUUAGAAAAAAAAAAAAGAAAGAAAGAAAGUUACACACCUAUGCUGUCAAUGUCAGCACAGGUAGUGCAGAGGAUCCCGGAAGAACUCGUAGUGCAGGUUAGCAGGUUAUUUGCGUAGCUUGUGCUUUCUUUCCUGAAGCGAGCGAGCGCCCGAUGGACUUACUAACAAAGUAGUCGCUCGCUCCGAAAGCCGUCGAUUUUGUUUUUAAAGUUAAUGACCGAGAAGAAGAUGAAGGAGCUGAGGAAGAAGAAGCUGUACGUGGUGAUGGACGUCAUGUGCGUUGUAGUUGCGGCUUUGCCCUUCAUCAUUAUGACCAUCGUGUCCAAGCCAUAUCAGCGAGGGGUUUACUGCGAGGACGAGAGCAUCAGGUACCCAUUAAAACCAGACACCAUCACCCAUGGCAUGCUGGCAGCUGUCACCAUCUCCUGCACAGUCAUCAUCAUUUCCUCUGGAGAGGCUUAUCUGGUCUACAGCAAGAGGAUUUACUCCAACUCUGACUUCAACCAGUACGUAGCAGCACUCUACAAGGUUGUAGGCACCUUCCUGUUCGGAGCAGCUGUGAGCCAGUCGCUGACUGACCUUGCUAAGUACACCAUCGGCCGCCCGAGGCCUAACUUCAUGGCCGUAUGCUCCCCCAAAGUCUGCAAGGGAUACAUGCAGGAAAUCAACUGCACAGGCAAGCUUCAGGACGUCACAGAAUCCAGAUUGUCCUUCUACUCUGGUCACUCCUCUUUUGGGAUGUACUGCAUGCUCUUCCUUGCGCUUUACGUGCAGGCGAGACUUUCAGCAAAGUGGGCCAGACUUCUCCGGCCCACCAUCCAGUUCUUCCUGGUGGCCUUCGCGGUGUAUGUGGGUUACACCCGAGUCUCUGAUUACAAGCACCACUGGAGCGACGUCCUGGUGGGGCUGCUGCAGGGAGCCCUCGUUGCUGUGCUCAAUGUGCACUUUGUGUCGGACUUCUUCAAGAAGCGCCCGCCGCGCUGCACUAGAUCUGACGCAACCGAUAGCGAAGAGCCGGAGAGGAAACCCAGCCUGCAGAUUGCGGACUCCGAACAUGGCAACCAUUACAACUAUCACCACAAUCCAGGCCCCGUGUGAUAGCAGAUGAGGCUCGGGGGGAGGCUGCAGCCUGCAGAACCCAAACCUGUGUGAUAGGGUCCAACGCUGGGCCUUCAACCUUGAUUGUGCAGUCAGCAGUGUUUAGAUAACCUGGGUCACCUGCGGUCCUGACCCCAUAGGCUGCUCACCACAGACUCCUGAUGCUGUGUGAGAAGUCCUAUGAGUGUGAGAUGUUUAAUCUUAGAGUGUCUAUACGAAUUUUGCCACCAGCUCUUUGUAUGUCUGUUUAGAAGGAGUAAAGCUAAGGAUCUGUAGCUUGCAGCCUCCAAGCCCCCAGCUUCUUCCCCCGUGUGUCAACCACUCACACCCAACCUACUCCCCAACCACUGGACUGACUGAGGGGGGGCUGCAACCAGUCGCAAAGGUACCCGAGCCCCCCCGAAAGACACCACGAUGACCUCCUUUUCUCCUGUAAGAGAGAGAGGAGCAUAUUGUUUUUAUUACAUCGUUGUUGAUGUUGAAGCGUAUGUGUUUUAAAGCUGCAUUAAGUGAAAGAGUCCAAACCCACCAUGACGAGGCUGUCAUGAUGCACCGAGCACUGGGUGCUAAUGUGUUAGCAAACAAGUUACACGCAAAGCUAAAACAAAGGACUGUGAGCUUUGUAUGGCCAAAUGACAAAUGUAGGUCUGACAUUCACUCACCUUUUACACCAUGAAAAAUAUGUUUUUUUUUGGCUUGAAACAUGGUAAUGAUACAGGAAAUAGCUGCCUACAGUUUCAUAUAAUAGGUCAGUGAGAGUGGUUGGGUUUCAGCUGUAUGGAUGGUCUGAAUGUGCCUAAAAAACCUCAGAAAUCUGGGGCAUGAAUCUGUUGAUUCACAGUGGGAUCUAGCAGCUCUUUUUCUUACAGGGGAGCUCUUUUAUUUUAAUGUUAACAUCAAAUAUAUUGCUUAAUGGAGCUUUAACUUUUUUUUAUGUUUUGAAUUUAAUAUGUAGGGAGCCAAAUUUGUUGGCAGUAGUGAUAUAAAAAAAAAACAAGUCAAGAGAAGAAGAAAAGACGAGAAUGUUUAUAUUAUUAGGUAAAAGCACAAUUUGUUGAUUGAUUAGCUUCACUUGAGUGCACCUUAAACUGGCUUCACAUUAGAAGAGUGUCGCAGAUCAUAACAAAUUACUGCAGUGGCAACCAGUUCACAGCCGAUGAGCUAAUAUUCUCCGCAGAUCAUGCCACCACGUUGGCAAUAAAGCUCCAAAACUCAAAAAUGUCAGCUGCAGGCCAACCCAAAGCUGCUUUGAAAGAGGAUGUAUGUCGACUUAACCAACACGCCAAACUAGCAUCUGACAUUAGCUGACAAUACCUGUCCUAACUGCCACACAAACAGGUCCAGAUGAACAAUAUAAUGUUUUAAAAAGUGACUACACAGGCUUGUCGUGCUCGUGCUCGAUGACUCACCCUACUUCAAGCAACUCUGAUUCACUGGCUCCGGUCGAAUUCAACUCCCAGCAAUUAUUCUUAUUGGGCGUCGUUUUGUAUCACUGAGUGUGCCCUGAUAAAGAGUUUGACUGUGUUGAGUCAGCUCGAUGGUGCCAACUAGUCUGAAAUUUUUAUUUGUGAGGAGGAAAUAUGUCGAGUCUUACUGGGUAACCUCACCAAUUUUCCACAUUAAAGGUCCUGGGGAAGCUGCAUGUGAGACAAAAGGAGUAUAAACCCUUUGUUGCUCCAGAGUAAGCUGCAUUUAAUCUGACAAAUUGCCUCCAGUGAUGUCGCUCAGGUUGCAUUGUGGGUAGUGUCCAUCGCUGGAGGUAAUUUAUCAGAUUACGUGCAGUUUUAUCCUACUUUCCUGCAAACACACUUUAAUCUGAGAAAUUGGACGACUUACCCUUUAGAGCAGACUUUGUGCCCAGGCAGGGUUUGAUGCACCCUCAAAUCUAGUGAUGCUUUUCUAACAAUGUAAAUCAUUUAAACUGUGGAGUUUAUGAAUGACUUGUAUUUCCCUUGUGUGAAAUGGACUGCAGGGGUAGAAAAACCAUUGAUGCGGACGACUUCGAUCCCUGUUGGACUAUAAUGUGUCAAACCACUACUAUAUCGCCAAUCAAAUCAAUUUGGCCUCUAUAUUGUCUUCUUCGUUUACUUUAAUUUUUUUUUUCUCCAACUAUAAUAAUCAAAGAAGGAUGAGACAGCCAUUUUGAAAAUGGUGUUUAAUUUAUUUUUUAAAUACAAGAAGUUCUUUAUCUACUCUCACAAGGUUUGGAAAUGCCGGCGCUGUUUUUGUGCAAUCACCCCCGCUUGCCACUAUGAGCCACAAAUGUAUGUACUAAUGCUAUGAGACAUGUUUCAUGUUGCGUGAAGGAUGUAUAUACAUGCUUGUGUGUUUGUGUAUUUUACAUGUAGGUACAUUUUAAAAUUUUUUUUGCCUGUACAGUGUGCUUCAGCCUGUGCCUUUUCAGACCGGUGGCUGUUAAAGUCGCCACACUAACGGAUCCAGUUCCAGGUCCAAACAGAAGCCAGAUGCCUUGGCAGGGCUUUUAAAGGGCUGUUGUAAUGAUAAAGGGUUACAUACCCAACUGUGUUUUUGAAGCUAGUAACACCGCUCCACUGCCACUUCAAAAGAUUCGUCUCUGUUCCUUUUCCCCUUCCUGCGCUGAUAGAUGGGGUUAAUUUGUGAGUAAGGCCUCCUAUAUAGAUUGUGUACAGCAUGCAGACCCCUGGAGGACUGACAACACAUCAGACAGACCACAAACCUGAUUUGGGCGGCGGACAGGAAGACAGAGAGAAUCUCACCUGGUAGUGAUUGUGAAGCCCUGAAGCUGAGCUGUGACUGGAGAGGCUGGGUACAUUUAGGGGAGGGGUGUGGGGUAUCCCGUGGUGAACACUGGUCCCCGGGGUCUUCUACACAUUUAAAAAAACAGAUUUAUAACAAGAAACAGCUGGACAUUGGUUGCAGUGAAGUGCCACGCCCCCCCCCUCCUCUUGCUGCCUACAUCUAAAUCAUCCAUGUAUUCCUGCAGGCAGACUAAUAGCCCACAAAUGAGGAUGUAGAAACGUCAUGGUGUUUGAUUCCCGUCAUGGUAACCAAAGUUCUCAGCUGGUGAUGUGGCUCCAUGUGUUGUUAUGCUUAAUUGAAUUAGUGCCUUAAACUAGGCACUGGUUGGCCGACCUCCUGUUUGUAUGUUGACAUGGAGGUAUGAUUCAUGUUUUUUUGCUCUUUUUGUACAUAGAUUAUAUCUAUAGGCUCUAAAAACAAAGGAUUUUAAAUAAAGACAUAAUCCAUAUUGAA
This is a messenger RNA of Acanthopagrus latus (yellowfin seabream), 4611 nucleotides long. RefSeq names its product phospholipid phosphatase 2b (gene plpp2b). Gene Ontology annotation, molecular function: phosphatidate phosphatase activity. Lineage: Eukaryota; Metazoa; Chordata; Actinopteri; Spariformes; Sparidae. The coding region runs from base 493 to 1377 and encodes 294 amino acids. Gene Ontology annotation, biological process: signal transduction; phospholipid dephosphorylation; phospholipid metabolic process. The record is from RefSeq and is a predicted model, not a curated record. The transcript is spliced from 6 exons.